CCGACGCCCGUUUGUUUUGGUUUUAUUUUUGUUGUUGUUAUUGAUUAUUGUAAUCAUGGCAAAAUAAUCGCCGGCCUCCAGCUCAAGGACGAAUAUGGACAAGUGACUUAAACGUAUAUGGACAAAUGACGUUAACGUGUUCUCUCAAGACCACAACACGAACAGUAAAGCAAACAAUUUUUUAAAAUCAUUUAGCGUCUAAGCAAAGACGGGGCAGGAUCAGGCGAAAUAGAUAACUCCAAGUAAAAUACAUACACACAUAUAUGCUAAGGCUAUGGCCAUGAAUGUAGAAAGAAUUACAUCUGCUAACGGCCUAGCCGCCAACGGACUAAGUAAUAUCAGUGAAACGGACAACAUAUCCGCCAUGGAGCUGCAAUCGAAUCGACGAAUGCUCUACUUCAGUGAUGGUUGCAUGGAGGAGCUUUCGUCGAGUGAGAGUGAAAAUGAAAUGGAUGUUCCGGACAGAAGUCUCGAUGUACAAUUGAAUGAGCGUGAAAUGGCUCUGGGGCCACGCCUACGUUACAAGGCCAGCAAGGUGGGCAAUAAGUUUCUUGCCGGCCUUGAUUAUGUGGGUGGGGGAUUGGCCUCCUUCUUGGGCAUUACGAAUUCCAAAUACGCCAGCGAAUUGGAAUACUAUAAACGUUCGCAGCACGAACAUGCCGGGCAACAGGAUGAGGAGGAACUCGAUAAUAAUUGGCAAACGCGUAAUAAUAAUAAUCAACAAAAUCGUAAUGAUGCCAUUGUGGUGUGUGCUCCGGCACCAACAUCAUCAUCACCAUCAUCAGCGCUGGCACCACCAACACGACAAUGAUUUGAAACAAAAGAGCUCAGUUUAGUGUGAAAACAAAAAAUUAAAAAUUGUAACAUUUGGAGACUUUUUACAUACAUACAUUCAUUUUUCGACACUUUAUUCACUAAAAAAAUAAGUUAUCAAUAAAGGAAAUAAUUUAUAUAUAUGUA
Molecule: messenger RNA, 960 nt
Organism: Drosophila willistoni
Lineage: Eukaryota; Metazoa; Arthropoda; Insecta; Diptera; Drosophilidae
Exons: 2
Coding region: 275-811 (178 amino acids)
Source: RefSeq, a predicted model, not a curated record